CCCGGGACCCGCUUCCUGCCGCGGCCGCGGGUUCGGCUCCGCGGCCCGGCCCGGUACCGGAGCGGAUCGGAGCGGCCCCGGCCCGGCCCGGUGCGGCGGAGGGGCCGCGCCAUGCCGAGCCGCCCCCAGCCCCGCGCCGCCUGAGCCGGGCCCGCGCCGCCGCCUGCCAGAAAUGGAAACAAACAACCAUUUUAACUUCACUGGCCUUUCCUCUGCACCCGCUGCCUCAGGACCGAAACCCACACCUGCCUCAGGGGACCCCCCCUUCGCCCACAGCUCCCCGCUCGGCUUCCCCCCGCAAGGGAAAAGUCUGAACGGGGGCAUGAAUGUCAAUGGCUUCUCUACUGUAUCCCACCCCGGUACUUCAGGGACGUUCUCGCCCGGCUCGGCGCCCGCCGGGGCGCAGCCCCUCCGCGCCUACGACUGCCUGUGGGACUACGCGCCCUACGCGCCGGCCGGCGGCCUCAAGGACGGGGCCCCGCCCGCCCUCGGACAGUUCCCCCUCAACGGCGUGGCCGGGGGGUCGCGGCCGGCAUCGCCCGGACACGGCACCAACCUGCGGGCGGCCGGGCAGGAGUUCUGGGGCAACGGCACCGCCGGGCCCAUGGGGCUGAACUUUGACUCGCAGGAGCUCUACGACUCCUUCCACGAGCAGAGCUUCGAGCUGAUGCAGAACGGGCCCGACGGCUUCUACGCGGCGGGGCAGUCGUCGCCCAUCCUGAGCUCGGACGCGCAGCCCUUCCCGCUGGCUCCGGACGAGCCGGACCCCGGCCAGGGAGCCGCUGACGGCGCAGCCAAAGAGAUGCCCAGCAGCACCAGCACCACCAUCACGGAGAACGGGGGUGGGCUGGUGGGCAGCCAGGAGCUGGAGGAGGCACAGCCAGACCUGAAGGUGUGCAGCUACAACGGGGCUGCAGCUGCUGGCACGGGGUCGCUGGGGCCGGAGGGGCCCGUCCUGGGGGAGGCAUCGCCCAUCGCCCCGCGGCUGGAGGACACCCACAUCCUCAGCGGGGACCCCCUGGAGCCCUUCGAGUCGCUGGCCAGAGACCCCGGCACCGGCGACCUGUACGCCAUGGACGACUCGCAGCUGGUGAGCGACAAGUCGUCCUUGGAGGAGCCCCCCGACCUGGCCGCCAGCCCCGGCGCCUUCAGCCUGCUGCCCGCCAGCCCCUCGCCCGCCCCGCUGCUCGAUGGCCCCGGCUCGCCGCCCGCCCUGCACGGCGACAACGCCGAGCUGAAGAGCGGCGACCACGCGGGGCUGCGGGAGUCGGGGUCCCUGGAGCCGCUGGAGCCGGAGUCCCCGGCCCCGUCUGCUGAGGAGGAGGAGGAGGAAGAAGAGGAGGAGGAAGAAGAGGAGGAGGAGGAGGAAGAAGCCGCCGACAGCUGCCCGGAGACUUCGGCCGUGCCAGAAGGAGACAGCGCCCAGCUGAGUGCCUCGGGGGCAGGUGAUGCCCCUCGCCGGCGCAUCGCCACGCAGGAGGAGGUGCGCUUCCCGCUGCAGCACGGGUGGAGGCGGGAGGUUCGGAUCAAGAAGGGGAACCAUCGCUGGCAGGGCGAGACCUGGUACUACGGCCCCUGCGGGAAGAGGAUGAAGCAGUUCCCGGAGGUGAUCAAGUACCUGAGCAGGAACAUGGUGCAGGAUGUGCGGCGUGAGCACUUCAGCUUCAGCCCCCGCAUGCCCGUGGGAGACUUCUACGAGGAGCGGGACACGCCCGAGGGCGUGCAGUGGGUGAAGCUGAGCCCCGAGGAGAUCCCCGGGCGCAUCCAGGCCAUCACGGGCAAGCGUGGCCGGCCCCGCAACGCCGAGAAGGCCAAGCCCAAGGAGCCCCCGGCCGCCAGGCGGGGCCGGGGCCGCCCGCCCAAGCUCAGGAUGCUGGAUUUGCUGAGCAAGACGGACGCACGGCUGCUGAAGAGGCUGGAAGCACAAGAGGUGCUCAGCGAGGAGGACAAGUUGAAAAUGAGCAAGAUCAAGAAGAAAAUGAGGCGGAAGGCCAAGAACAAGCAGAAGCAGGAGGCCAAAGCCCCCAGGGCCAAGGAGGCCAAGAAGAAAUCCAAGGUCAAGGAGAAGAAGGGAAAGCCUGAGAAGGGCAAGGACAAGGCAAGGCCCAAGGAGAAGAAAGGCACCAAGGGGGCUCGGAAGGCAGACAAGGGGCUGCUGACCCAGCGGCGCCUGGAGGAGCGGCAGCGGCAGCAGCUCAUCCUGGAGGAGAUGAAGAAACCCACGGAGGACAUGUGCCUGGGGGACCACCAGCCCCUUCCAACCUUCUCGCGCAUCCCGGGGCUCGUCCUGCCCGGCCGCGCCUUCUCGGACUGCCUGACGGUGGUGGAGUUCCUGCAGAGCUACGGGAAGGUGCUGGGGCUGGAGCCGGCCCGGGACGUGCCCACGCUGGGGGCGCUGCAGGAGGGGCUGCUGGGGGUGGCCCCCGGCGCGGGGCAGCUGCAGGACCUGCUGGUGAGGCUGCUGCAGGCAGCGCUCUGCGACCCCGGCCUGCCGCCCUACUGCCAGUCCAUGAAGAUCCUGGGGGAGAAGGUGUCGGAGAUCAGCCUGAACCGGGACACGGUGUCGGAGGUGCUGCGCUGCUUCCUGACGGCGCACGGGGCGGGCGCGGAGCUGAGCCAGGGGCUGCGCACCAAACCCUUCCAGGCGCUGCCCCCCGACACCAAGGCCGCCAUCCUCGUCUUCCUGGUCAACGAGCUCAACAGCAGCGCCCUCAUCAUCAGUGAGAUUGACAAAACCCUGGAGAGCAUGUCCAGCUACAGGAAGAACAAGUGGAUCAUCGAGGGCCGGCUCCGCAGGCUGAAGGUGGCCCUGGCCAAGAAGACGGGCCGUCCCGAGUCGGAGAUCACGGGGCUGGAGGACGGGCGGCGCCGGCGCAGCUCGCGCCUGACGGAGGACGUGGGGCUGGAGAUGGAGGAGGAGGAGGAGACCCGAGGGCGGAGAUCCCGCCGGGAGGAGGAGGCUGACACCUCUGCGUCCAGCGUGCCGGAGCUGGAGCGGCAGAUCGAGAAGCUGGCCAAGAGGCAGAUGUUCUUCCGCAAGAAGCUGCUGCAUUCCUCCCAGACCCUCCGUGCAGCCUCCCUGGGCCAGGACCGGUUCCGGCGGCGCUACUGGGUGCUGCCCCACCUGGGCGGAAUCUUCGUGGAGGGCGCGGAGGCAGCUGAGCUGGAGGCUCAGGAGCCCCCGGAGGAGAAGGUGUCCCCACAUGUGGCCCCGGUGAAGGAGGAGCCGGCGGCCGUGCCGGUGGCCAGCAGGACCAGCUGCCCAACCUCAGCCUCUCGUGCCCGUGGGCGGCCCAGAAAGGGCAAGGAGGAGCUGGCACAGCACUGCGAGCCCUGCCCCACGCCGCUCAACGGGGUCCUGGAGGAGCCAGAGCCCCUGGGGCAGAGCCAGCACGACCUCAGCCAGUCCGCCUUCCUGUCCUGGCUGAGCCAGACACAGUCGUCCCUGCUCAAGGACUCGGUCCUCACCCCGGCCAGCAGCCCCGGCAAGGGGGACACGGGGCCCGAGGGCCCCCAGGACACCGUGGAGGAGGAAGAGGAGGAGGAGGAGGAGGAAGAGAGAGCCCCAGAGGCCGUGGCGAAGCGGGGGCCCUGGUUCAACCUGCUGCCCCGCACGCCCUGCGAUGACCGGGCCACCCUCGCUGCCCCCUCGGCCGAGCCCUCGCCGCGAGCCCCCGCAGCCCCCCGCAGCCAGGGCCGGGGGGAGCCCCCCAAGGGCUCGGCACGGCAGCUGAACGGCCUCCCCGCCGACGACCCCACGGCUCCCCUGCUCGCCUCCACGCCGGUGCACGCCGGCCCCAGGGCCCACGGCGCCUGCCCCCGCAGCCAGGCCAGCCUGGAGAAGCUCCAGGACGUGCCGGGACAACCCAAACGCCGGGGGAGACCCCCUACCAAAUUCUUCAAGCAGAUGGAGCAGAAAUACCUGACGCAGCUGACGGAGCAGCCGGUGCCCAGCGAGAUGCAGAGCGGCUGGUGGUGGCUGCGGGACCCCGAGGAGCUGGAGGCCGUGGCGCGGGCGCUGCACCCGCGCGGCAUCCGGGAGAAGGCGCUGCACAAGCACCUGACCAAGCACAGGGAGUUCCUGCGCGAGGUGUGCCUGCGGAGCAGCACGGACCCCAUUUUCCACCCUGCUGCUGCCGUGUCUCAGGAGGCCCUGGCUCAGUGGUCAGUGCCCGACCGAGCCUACGAGACGGACCUGGGCGUGCUGCAGUGGGUGGAGGAGCUGGAGCAGCGUGUCCUCAUGGCUGACCUGCAGAUCAGGGGCUGGACGUGCCCCAGCCCGGACUCGGCGCGGGAGGACCUGCGCUACUGCGAGCACAAGGUGGAGGCUGUGGAGGAGAUCACGGCGCGGGGGCGGCGCGGGGACGGGGCCCCCCCUCGCCGGGAGCUGACCAACCCGCUGGACCUGGCCGUGCUGCGGCUGCUGGCGCUGGAGCAGAACCUGGAGCGCCGCUACCUGAAGGAGCCGCUGUGGCCGCUGCACGAGGUGGUGCUGGAGAAGGCGGUGCUGAGCGGGGCCCAGGAGCUGGGCGUGGCUCCCACCGAAAUUGCCUACGAGAUCACGCCGCGCGUGCGGACGUGGCGCCAGACGCUGGAGCGCUGCCGCAGCGCCGCCCAGGUGUCCCUGUGCAUCUUCCAGCUGGAGAAAUCCAUCGCCUGGGAGAAAUCCGUCAACAGAGUGACAUGCCUGGUGUGCCGGCGAGGGGACGACGACGAGCAGCUGCUGCUGUGCGACGGCUGCGACCGCGGCUGCCACCUGUACUGCCACCGGCCCCGCAUGGCCCAGGUGCCCGAGGGGGACUGGUUCUGCUCCGUCUGCGUGGCACGGGCAGGACAAUACCGGGACCCCAUCUCCCCCCGGCGGGGCAAGAAGCGGAAACGGGGCCGGGGGGCGUCGGGGAGCCCCGGGCAGGAGGAGCCGAGCCCGCGGCGCCGCCGCCGCCGGGAGGGGCUGCCCGUGUCCCCCCGGCUCUCGGGGCAGCCCCCGGGGCCCCCCCGGCGCCGCAGCUCGGCCCCGCGGGGCCAGAAGAGCGACCUGACCUUCUGCGAGAUCAUCCUGAUGGAGAUGGAGUCUCACGAGGACGCCUGGCCCUUCCUGGAGCCCGUCAACCCCCGGCUGGUGCCCGGCUACCGCCGCAUCAUCAAGAACCCCAUGGACUUCGGCACCAUGCGCAGCCGGCUGCUGCGGGGCGGCUACUCGAGCUCUGCCGAGUUCGCCGCCGACGCCCUUUUGGUGUUCGACAACUGCCAGACGUUCAACGAGGACGAUUCUGCGGUGGGGCGGGCGGGGCACGCCAUGCGCCGCUUCUUCCAGAGCCGCUGGGAGGAGUUUUAUCAGGGAAAAGCCGCUCCCGACCCGUGAGUGGGGGGCUCCGGGGGGCUGGGGGCGUCCCCACGCUCCCCCCGAACUGCCUCCUCUGGAGCUGCUCUCGCUGCCUGCUGAUCCCACACGGGGGUCCCCACCCAAAAUUCACCCCACAAAAAACUUCAGGCAGCGUGAAUGGGCCCCCCCUCCCC
Oenanthe melanoleuca is the source of this 5517-nucleotide messenger RNA. It is a transcript of the gene BAZ2A, whose product is annotated as bromodomain adjacent to zinc finger domain 2A. The record is from RefSeq and is a predicted model, not a curated record. The transcript has 29 exons. Lineage: Eukaryota; Metazoa; Chordata; Aves; Passeriformes; Muscicapidae. Gene Ontology annotation, cellular component: rDNA heterochromatin. Gene Ontology annotation, molecular function: protein binding; DNA binding. The coding region runs from base 173 to 5362 and encodes 1729 amino acids.